Molecule: messenger RNA, 577 nt
Organism: Staurois parvus
Lineage: Eukaryota; Metazoa; Chordata; Amphibia; Anura; Ranidae
Source: the annotation of a GenBank genome assembly
AUGGGCCCCUAUAUACCGCCUCCUCAUGCUGCUGCCAGGCCCCUAAUCUGCCAUAGGCCCCUAUACCGCUUCCUCAUGCUGCUGCCAGGCUCGUAAUCUGUCAUGCGCCCCUGUACCGCCUCCUCAUGCUGCUGCCAGGCCUGUAAUCUGCCAUGGGCCCCCGUACCGACUCCUCAUGCUGCUGCCAGGCCCGUAAUCUGCCAUGGGCCCCUGUACCGCCUCCUCAUGCUGCUGCCAGGUCCAGAGUGUCUCAUGGGUCCCUGUACGGCCUCCCAUUGCUGCUGUCUCUAUCGCCACACUCUGCCAUGUGCCACUUUCAGGUCUCCUCACACUGCUGGUGGUUUCCAUUUUUGUCAUAGGGUGCUGUAUGGCCUCCCAUUGCUGCUGCCUCCACCGCCACACUGUGGCUCCACACUCUGGUUUUGGCCCCGUGACUGGCCAAAUGAGUGAAGUGUGCGGUGAUUCUAAGAUCGACGGCACUCAUCUGCAUGUCAUACUGCCUGACAGUAUUAUUUCUCUUCCCCAGCAGACUCCAAGGGCAUUUAAAUUAAAGGUACAGUGUUCAGCACUAAUAUUA